Messenger RNA from Electrophorus electricus (electric eel), 1315 nucleotides. It is a transcript of the gene hmgb1a, whose product is annotated as high mobility group box 1a. Gene Ontology annotation, molecular function: DNA binding. The record is from RefSeq and is a predicted model, not a curated record. Gene Ontology annotation, cellular component: nucleus. Gene Ontology annotation, biological process: regulation of transcription by RNA polymerase II. NCBI's taxonomy places the organism in Eukaryota, Metazoa, Chordata, Actinopteri, Gymnotiformes, Gymnotidae.
GUAACGUUACAGAGCUGAGAGCGGAGUGAGAAGACUGCGUAUCGCUAUUACCUCCACACAGCCAUUGCAGUACAUUGAGAAUCAGCUCAAGCCUUUGGGAUAUUUUGAAGAUGGGGAAAGACCCAACAAAGCCAAGAGGAAAAAUGUCCUCUUAUGCCUAUUUUGUUCAGACCUGUAGAGAGGAACACAAGAAGAAACAUCCUGACACAUCUGUCAACUUUUCAGAGUUCUCUAAAAAGUGCUCUGAGCGAUGGAAGACUAUGUCAGCCAAGGAAAAGGGCAAGUUUGAAGAGAUGGCCAGACUUGACAAGGCACGUUAUGAGCGGGAGAUGAAGAACUAUGUUCCUCCCAGAGGCGAAAAGAAGAAGAGGUUUAAGGACCCCAAUGCCCCCAAGAGACCACCGUCGGCCUUUUUCAUUUUCUGCGCGGAAUAUCGGCCCAAGGUGAAGGAGGAGACUCCAGGUCUGUCUAUCGGAGAUGUGGCCAAGAAGCUUGGAGAGAUGUGGAACAAGACGUCUGCUGAAGAGAAGCAGCCUUAUGAGAAGAAAGCAGCCAAACUGAAGGAGAAAUAUGAGAAGGACAUUGCUGCAUAUCGAAAGGGAAAAGUUGUGGGGGGUGCUGCAAAAGCCCCCACCAAGCCAGACAAAACCAACGACGAAGAAGACGAUGAUGACGACGACGAGGAUGAUGACGAUGAAGAGGACGAUGAUGAUGACGAUGAGUAAAUUGGUUACAAACUAGAGCUUAGCUUCUUGUUUAUAAAACAUUUAACCCCCCUGUACACAUUUAACUGAGGCCAUAAAGUAGACGAAUAAAGGACAAAAAUAAAAGGAAAGGAAAAAACAUUAAGUUGGUGUAUAUGAUAUGGUUUUUAAGCUGUACAGUUUCCCCCCCCCCCCCCCCUUUUUUGUAUAGUAACACUACAAAGUGUCAUUUGUGUUUGUAUUUCCAACUUGUACCCCCCCCUCCCCUUUUUUCUUUCUAUUUUUAAAAUCCAUUCUUUUGUAACAGUAGUUCCUAAGCCACUAUCCUUGCCCAGUACAGUUUAAGGGGGUUGAAAAAUUGGCUUGGAGUUGGAGUUUUAGAGAUGUGCAGCAAACAACCUAGUUUAUUGUGAGGUUGUAGUUCAUAUCUUAAUGUAUUUUGUUUAUUUUUUUUUCACGUCACUAUCAUUAGUACAUUUCCGUAUCAUACAGUUAUUUUACUGUACUUUGAAUACCACUGUAAUUGUCACAAUGAUUAAAAAAAGAAAAAUGCAAUUGUUUCAUUGACAUUCUGAUAUGCCUCUGACAUCAAUAAACGUUUUUUUAAUAAA